AGAACCUGUUCCUGGAGUUCGGCCCAAGGCAGAGGGCCGGACCUCCUGCAGUUGGCCUCUGCCCAGAGCCUCGUGGGGAGGGGGCCGGCUGCUUGCAGCGGGAUGCCAGCCUGGAACCGGGCCGGCCCCUGGGAGAGAAGGGGGUGGAAUCCCCCGACACCUCCCUGACUCCAGGCAUGGCCCAACCCCAGUCCCUGGAGGGUGGCGAGGCCCCAGGAGCCGAGGUGCCGAUGGCAGAGGCGGGCGGAGACGGCGAGACCUCGGGAGGAGGGGUGUCAGGGGCGGAGGAUGGCCAGAAGUGGCUCCGUUUCCAUUUUUGGCUCUUUGGCAGCGUCCGGGCCAAUGAGUUCUCCAGAGCCCAGGGCCCCAACAAGAGAGGUGACUGGAAGGACCCAGUGCCCAGGCUGGUCCUGCACUUUGCCCACGGGGGCUUCCUGGUCUUCUACAACUGUUGCAUGGUGUGGGCAGCCCAUCCCUGGGCCGGGCCCUCCACGGACAUCCUGUCCAGAGGCUUUCAUCGCGGCCGAGCCCUGGAGGCCUUGAGGCAGGACAAGCCCGUCGGCUUCACUCUCCUGGACCAGAGACACUUCGCUGGGCUGGGAAACAUCAUCAAGAACGAAGUUCUGUACCUCGCCGGGAUCCAUCCGCUCUCUCCAGGCUCGGCCCUGUCCCCGUCGAGCCUGGAGACCCUGCUGGACCUGGUCCUGCAGUUCGGGGGGGAGUGGCUGCAGGCCAAGCAGCAGGGGAAGCGGCAGCCCUAUCGCAUCUACCGGAGGAGAUGCUGUCCGGAGGGGCACCCGGUGACCAAGCAGAGCCUCGGCCCGCCGGGCAGACUGCGGAGACUCACCUGGUGGUGUCCCCUGUGCCAGCCGCUCCUCUCCCGGGCAUCUCCUGAGCCCAACCGUCUCCUGUGAUGAUGUGGGCCGCCGGGCUGGUUGGAGCCGGGAGGGCUCAAAGUUUACUUCUGGUUUUGUUGGGUGGGUUAGUCCUGAGGGGUGUGGGUGGCGGGGCAGGGAGACUUCCAUCCCACACAGGGGGUGGUGAGGGGUGAAGGAGGGAGAGAGCGGCCCCCUCCUACGGGGCAGGAGGAGGCCAACCGAAAUAUAAUGGUUGAAAAUAAAAACACGAAUGGUGAAGAGAAAA
Molecule: messenger RNA, 1143 nt
Organism: Ornithorhynchus anatinus (platypus)
Lineage: Eukaryota; Metazoa; Chordata; Mammalia; Monotremata; Ornithorhynchidae
Gene: NEIL2
Product: nei like DNA glycosylase 2
Exons: 3
Coding region: 177-914 (245 amino acids)
Biological process (GO): base-excision repair
Cellular component (GO): nucleus
Molecular function (GO): DNA-(apurinic or apyrimidinic site) endonuclease activity; zinc ion binding; damaged DNA binding
Source: RefSeq, a predicted model, not a curated record